AUGCCCAGUCCACAGUCGGAGUUACUAGAACUCUCAGCCACGAAUACCAGCAAUAUCACGAGCCCCAGCAAUUCCCCCCUUGGAGCAUCACGCCGCUCGAGUACCCCAGCUUCAUUAUCAUCAGAUCCAGAGGCCAUUGCAUCCUCAUCGACAGUUGUUAAACUCUCAAAAGUCCGGAAGACUGUAAGCAGUUCAAGGAACAAAGCUGACGUUUCAAAGCAAAAUAAAGACCAGAAAGGCAAAGGAAAACCAGCGCUCGUUACUCCUCUCGAAUAUGCGCAGAAGUUGAAUCUCGACUUGCCAAAGAAGCGCAAGUCCGAUUACCUCAAGGGCAAGCAAAUCUUAUAUGUCGGUGGGGACAUGCAGUAUGCAGGCGUCCAGACGCGUGGUCGCAUGGACUACAUCGUCAAGCAUGGUGGCACCUUGGUACCAUCAUACGAUCCUACUACUGUGACUCACAUCGUGACGGAUGCGACGACACGCCCGACACUGAAAGCCCUUGGACUAAAAUCGUUGAAAGAGAUCCCUGACAAUAUCCCAACGGUCACUUGGAGUUGGGUGAUAUCCGGGUACGGUCGUUUGGGUUACAACAAGCUCAAGGGCAAACGCGACGGGGAAGCAAAUGAUACGAAAGGGAAUGCUAAUGCCACAGAUGAUGACGAAAGUCUUCUCGAUUUUGAAUUUCUACACGCGGCAUUCCCUCAACGCAUCGAUGCCGGUAGAAGCUGGCAGAAGAGAGGGCAGGUAAAAUUGGUUCAAGCAAAGGGUCAAGCAAGCGCCUCUGCGAACGACCUUGGGGAAGAUUUCACGCCAAAACUAGUCGUUUUCCCCCCUGCACCCCUUACAUUCAUUCCCGCGGGAAAAGCUUCCAGCACAGCCCAUCAUAACAAUAACCAAAGCAGUCACAUUCACAAGCCACAGUCUAAUACAGAAGACCCUCUUGCUGAGUUUUACGAGAAGGCGAGGGCUGAACGAGAUCGAGCUGUGAGUUGUAAUACAGACGAGAGUGAUCAAGAAGAGGAUUUUUCAAAACUACCACGGGUUCCUCGGCGCGGUUUUACAUGUGACCGGAAGGAACCUGAGCAGCGCGAAUGCGUGAAUCAAGAUAUUAUUGAAAAGUUGGAGGAACUUAUGGAGUUGCACAAGGCAAAACUAGGUGAAGAUGAUCGUUGGCGAGUGUACAGUUACUCGAAAUGUAUUCGUGCCUUGCGCAAUUAUCCAAAGAAAAUCAAAUCAUACAACGAGGCCCUGUCAAUCAACGGCGUCGGUGAGAAGACUGCCCGAAAGAUUAUGGAAAUAAUUGAAACUGGCGAUUUGAGACGCAUCGGCUACGAAAAAACGGAUGAUGUCGAAGCCAUUAAUCUUAUUUCAGGGGAUAUAUGGACCAUUGGCACAGGCCGACAAAUAGCUCACAUGUGGUACAAUAACGGAUGCCGGACACUAGAUGAUAUUCGAGCUCGGAAGGGUGACAUCAAGUUAUCCCACGUGCAGGAAAUCGGUUUACAAUUCUACAAUGAUAUCAAUGAUAGAAUGCCACGCAGUGAAGCAGAGAGUAUCUUCAACUUGAUUAAACCCAUUGCUCUCGAGCUCGACAAGCACCUCUAUAUCGAUAUCAUGGGUAGUUUCAGAAGGGGCAAAGCUACUUGUGGCGACAUUGAUAUCCUAGUGACUCGACCAACCUCAGAUGGGAUAACUCACGCAGGUCUUCUUCCGGAGCUGCUCGCCCGUCUGCAUGCUGCAAAGAUCCUGACAGAGGAUUUGGCAUUGCCUGAUGAUUUUUCCGCUCUUGAACUAUGUUAUCGUGGAUUGUGUAAGGGUCCCGAACCGGAUGCAAAGCGUCGGCGCAUCGAUAUCUUAUGUGUUCCUUGGCAGAACAGGGGAGCAGCCCUUCUUUACUACACGGGUGACGACAUCUUCAAUCGGGCCAUGAGAAUGAAGGCGAAUGUUCUCGGGUAUUCUCUCAACCAACGAGGUCUGUAUGCAGGUGUGGUUCGAGACCCCCGGAACAGACGUAUCAAGAUUUCCGCAGGUAACAUUGUUGCGUCUGAGACGGAAGAGGAAGUAUUUAGAAUUCUAGGGGUGCCAUGGCAGCAGCCUCAUGAACGUGUACGGGGUUGA
This is a messenger RNA of Suillus subalutaceus, 2118 nucleotides long. RefSeq lists its product as uncharacterized. The record is from RefSeq and is a predicted model, not a curated record. Lineage: Eukaryota; Fungi; Basidiomycota; Agaricomycetes; Boletales; Suillaceae. Gene Ontology annotation, molecular function: DNA binding; DNA-directed DNA polymerase activity. Gene Ontology annotation, cellular component: nucleus. The transcript is spliced from 17 exons. The coding region runs from base 1 to 2118 and encodes 705 amino acids. Gene Ontology annotation, biological process: double-strand break repair via nonhomologous end joining.